AUGAUUGGUCUGAGUGAGUCUGAGCUUGCAGUUUGUUUCUUUUUCAAAUUUGUUAUUGCAACAAUAACAUAUCUUCAUGGGAUAUUUGAAGAAGAGAAUUAUCAAGUUAAAGAAGUUGGAUCGAUUAGAUGUAGAGAAUUAGUAAAAGGGGUAUCUAAAGAAGCAGAUACUCUAAUUCUGUGGAUAGAAGAAGGAGUGAUUAGAUUUCUCCAACAAGGACAACUAGUCACUCUUUUUUUCAAUAUUGGGAAUCUUACUUACUCAUUCAGAUGUCAAUAUGGAUUUGAAUCUAUUCCAACAAUGAGUAUAAAUGAUUUUGAAAUAAAUAGUUCCAAUAUUUUUGAUACUAUCGUUAGUUUGAUUCUAAAAUUGGAACAAAUAAUCCAAUACCAAAUUUUAGAAUUUAAAGGAGAAAAGGAAAUAUCGUUCAAUAUAGAAUAUCAUGAGGAUAAGGAGAUCAAUAUCCCUUCUAUGUUUGAGAAGUUAAAUAACAAUUUUGAAAUGAAAAGGAGAAAGCCAAAAUUGUUAUUAAAUGCUUUAUAUUCCAAAGUAUCUAUGGAUUAUACAAUGACUUACCCGCCUAUAGAUUCAAAAGUAGAAAUUGAAAUUGCAAUUAAAAAUUGUGAAUGUGAUACAAAUAAAGAAUUGACUCCUGACAAGAUAUUGAAUAAGAAUAAUAUUGACUAUUGUAUAAAAUGUUCCAGAUGUAUACACAAUUACUGUUAUGGUAAUUUUACUUCUAAAAUAUUACAAAAGGAUAAGACGUGUUAUACUUGUAUGUUUCCUCAAUCAAUUCCAAAAGAUUUGAAACUUUUAAUGAGAAUAAGAUUUUUAUGGAAGUAUAUUUCAGAAAUAGAUCUUCCUAGUUCAACCAAUGAAUUGAUCGAAUUGUUUCAAAAUGAUAAGGAUUCAGUUAUUGAAGUUCUUAAUACUAUGAUUCAACAUAAUAUCUUGGAAACUCUGAAACAAGUUCAUGCCGUUAAGGGGAAAUUGAAGACAAAAACAAAAUUCAUCAAGAUUACAGUUGAUGGUUGAUGGAAUUCAGUUUGAAUAUGAUCAACCAAUUCCAAUUGAUGAGAUUAAGUAUUUUAUAUUCUCACCUUAUGCAAUUCAUAAGUCAGUACCCAAUUUAAACUAUGAAUUGGCCAAGAAAGAUCAAGUUUUCCCCUGUAGAACAACAGUACAAACUGAAACAAGUAUUUUACAAGAUUGUACGGAUUUUUUCCAACUGAGAGAGCCAUUGAAAGAUAUUACAACUGCUAAGAAGGAUAACCUUGAUUCUGCUGCCAAUCCAGUACAACCGGAAAAUACUACUACCAUUAAACCACAAGUAUCGAUGGAAGAUACAUCAUUAAUAAUGCAACAGCUUGUAUCCACUACCCCACAUUUAAAUGAGCCAGGAGUAAUUUCACAAUUGAUGGAUGCAAAUAAACUUUCACACGACGGCAAUGCUCGAGAAGAUAUAAAGAAAUAUAUGACUAAUGAUAUGUCGUUUGAAGAAACACUUCAUAUUCUUUCUCAAGUUCCACCUAAAAUUUGAAUGGUUU
Messenger RNA from [Candida] anglica, 1547 nucleotides. NCBI's taxonomy places the organism in Eukaryota, Fungi, Ascomycota, Pichiomycetes, Serinales, Debaryomycetaceae. The record is from the annotation of a GenBank genome assembly.